AUGUCUUCACCCAAUGCCCCUCCUGAAAGUGAGUAUUGGCGCAAGGAGGUCCUUGGAAUCCAGAAGUUCCUAGCCUCCAAGUCAUUGAACCUAUCACGAGCCCUGGCACCAGGCGACCUUCAAGCAAUGACAGAGCCUGUGGAAGAAGGACCAACACUCAUAAGCAAGCUCGAAGACCUGACCAAGCUACAAGAACAAUGGCUGAACGAUAUUGACAAUUUUCACAAGGCGCCGACAUCCUUCAAAAACGAACAGGUCACGAAAGCAGAGGUCGUCGCUCAGAAAGCUUCUGAGGACAAGGAUAGACUGGCCCACGAACUUCAAGGCAUGCAGAAGCAGAAGGAGGACCUGGAACGACGGAGUGCCGAUGCGAACGAGACCCUGAUCAUCGUCACCUGA
Messenger RNA from Letharia columbiana, 399 nucleotides. RefSeq lists its product as uncharacterized. Bases 1 to 399 code for a protein of 132 amino acids. NCBI's taxonomy places the organism in Eukaryota, Fungi, Ascomycota, Lecanoromycetes, Lecanorales, Parmeliaceae. The record is from RefSeq and is a predicted model, not a curated record. The transcript has 3 exons.